This is a messenger RNA of Hyphopichia burtonii NRRL Y-1933, 2299 nucleotides long. RefSeq lists its product as uncharacterized. Gene Ontology annotation, cellular component: endosome. Gene Ontology annotation, molecular function: phosphatidylinositol-3-phosphate binding. The record is from RefSeq and is a predicted model, not a curated record. The coding region runs from base 258 to 2282 and encodes 674 amino acids. NCBI's taxonomy places the organism in Eukaryota, Fungi, Ascomycota, Pichiomycetes, Serinales, Debaryomycetaceae. The transcript has 2 exons. Gene Ontology annotation, biological process: retrograde transport, endosome to Golgi; protein targeting to vacuole.
GAGCUCAUCCUAAACGUUGUAGUCUACGCAUACAAACCCUGGUGACUUGUACUACAUCACUGGUGGGUUUUAUUCUGCCAUUUGUUCUGGCUUGUGCUCUGGUUUUCCAGUAACUUAGCGAUAAACAUGUUGAUAAAGAUGGUAUUCGACAAUACUUGAAUUUUUUUAUAGUGCGGAAGUAGUUGUUGAUUUUGAAAACAUUUUCUAAUCAUGUUUUUCCCAUCCCUGAACUCACCUUCUUAUCAAUCCAUCCAAUAAUGAAUAGUAGUAUCUUUGCUAGCUCGGAAGAUCCCUGGGAGAACGGUUGGGCUGCUCCUGAGGAUGACAGCCGUGCUAAGAAUACCGGGGACUCCUUACUUUAUAGCAAUCCUGAUUCCAGUUAUCUUACAUCGUCUCAAUUACUUAAUAGUGAACCAACCACUAGUGAUUCGGCGAUUCCAGAGUCUUAUAAGAGAGUUUAUGGAGAGCUUGGGUCCAAGAUCGAAACGGUUGACGAUUUAAAACAAACUAUUUUUGAUAAGUUGAUUAAAAGUGAUAUAUUGACCAAUUAUCAAAUCACUCGAAUUAUUGAUAUUUUAUACGAUUAUAACUUGUUACCACCUUCAAUUGAAUCUAAUUUCUACCAGAUUCUUGGCUUGAUUGCUUUGGAAAUUGACUUGGCUGGUACAGGGGACUACGUCACUUUGCAAUUCAAAUUAAAUACUAGAUUACCGGAUAUUGCUGGUUCUAUUAUAGAGUUGUUGAUUUCUAAUGAUAAUACCGAUAGUGAAGUUCCUCAAGUUGACGCAGAAGCAAAUUUUAUUGAUCCUUUGACAUCCCAGUUGAAUGAAACUUCUAUUAAUGAUAACGAGGAAGAAAAUGAAUGGAGCAGUCAACCAAUUUCAAAUACUAACAGUGUUGGUGCCACCAAUAAAGAAACAUCGAUAUUGUCCGAUCCAAUUCUAACUGACCAUUCUUCAAUCCAGCAGAAACAAACCAAGAAUGAAUUUGAAAGCUCUAAUCCUGAGCCUAUUGAAUAUAACGAGAUUACAAAAUAUAUCGAUGAGAUUAGAGACCGGUUUAAACCUUUAGUCAAUACUCCAAAUACAGUUAGAAUCAAAGAAGUUCCAGAAAAAGAAGGAUUACUAUUCAAGCAUAUUAACUAUAUUAUAACCCAUGAUUUAAAAUUGGGAUUGCAUGGACCAGCAGGUACCAAAAAAGUCAUUAGAAGAUAUAGUGAUUUUGUUUGGUUACUAGAAUAUUUAUUGAAAAAAUACCCUUUUAGGGUUAUACCUGGGUUACCACCCAAAAAGUUUUCUGUAGGAUCAUCUCCUGAUUCUCAAUUUUUACAAAGACGUCGUCGAGGCUUACAUCGAUUUUUAAAUCAAUUAGUUAAGCAUCCAGUAUUGAGACAAGAACCAUUGGUGAUAACUUUUUUAAGUGUCCCAACUGAUUUGAAUACUUGGAAAAAACAAGCUAGAAUUGAUUAUUCAUUAGAAUUCAAAGGACAAAAAAUCCUGACUAAUUUCAUCAAUUCUAUUUGGCCAACUAUUGGGGAAGAAUUUUUAAAGAAUUGGAAAAAUUGUGAGACUAAUAUUAAUAAGUUGAUAGAAAUUUGGACUAAAUUAGUUGUUCUAGUCGAAAGAUACGAAAAAAGACAACAACAAAUUGCAUUUGAUAAUGGAAAAUUUGUUGAAAUGAUUAAUAAAUUUAAUGAAUUAGACGAUAAUUUAUAUCCUCAUAAAAACAAUGAAAAUACUGAAAUAAUUGCAAAUAAUAAUAAAGAUGAUGUUAACUCUAUAAAUGAUUCCUUACAUUUUAUUUCUGAAUUUUUCAAUAAAUCAAAUCAAGCAUUGAUUGAUGAAAGUUACAAUAUAAAUACUACAAAUUUAGAAAAAUUUAAAAAUUAUUUGGAUUAUUUAUAUUCAUUACAAGAAUUAUUCGAACGUUCCAAAAAAUUAUCAAUUAAUAAUAUUAAUAAUUUACAAAAUAAAAUUCAAGAAAAUGAACUAAAAUAUUCAAAAUUGAAUACUGAUGAUGUUGAUAUUAAGGGAAGCGAAUUGGUUAAAUUGAGACAAGUUAUCAUUAAUGAUAAACAAGAAAUCUUUCAACAAUUAAAUAAGGAUUGGCUAAUUAAAAAUUGCUGUUUUGAAGAAUUUUUAAUGUUUCAAGAAACCCAAUUCUUAAUUAGUGAAAUUUGGAUUGAUUGGUGCAAAGGAAGAUCAAACUUCCAAUCAAAAUUUUCUGAAUUAUUUGAUAAUUUAAAUAAUGAAAUCUUAAAUGACAUGCCUUUAAGUAGAUAGUUUUAAUUCUUAGCAUU